UCCAAAUCCAGUUCUUCAUUUGAAGCCUCUUGGGGUUUAGGCUUCUUAUUCAGUUGAAGCUUUUUCAGGGUAUUGUGCAACUUCCAAUUGAAGAUGAGCUCUGCAACUCUCAGCUCCAAUUUUCUCCAAACUGGGUGCCAAUGGAAGGGUGGAGUGAAGAAUUUAGAGGGUAAUAAGCGAAAUGCAGGGAAGGUGUUUGUGCAAUGUUCUGUGAAUUCAAAAACCCAGAAAGCAGAGAAGCAAGUUCGCCUUGGUGUUCUUGGGGCCAGUGGUUAUACUGGUUCUGAGAUUGUUCGGCUGCUGGCAAAUCAUCCUCAUUUUGGCAUUACCUUAAUGACUGCUGAUAGAAAAGCUGGACAGUCCAUUGGAUCAGUGUUUCCUCAUCUAAUUUGUCAAGAUCUGCCAAAGAUGGUUGCUAUCAAGGAUGCUGAUUUUUCUGAUGUGGAUGCAGUAUUUUGUUGUUUACCACAUGGAACAACACAGGAAAUAAUCAAGGGCCUUCCAAAGAGUUUAAAGAUUGUUGAUCUGUCUGCUGACUUCCGUCUACAAGAUAUAUCUGAGUAUGAAGAAUGGUACGGUCAGGCACAUAGAGCACCAGAUUUGCAGAAAGAAGCUGUGUAUGGUUUGACAGAGAUUUUGAGGGAGGAGAUUAAAAGUGCACGUCUAGUUGCUAACCCUGGCUGUUAUCCGACGUCUAUUCAGCUUCCCCUUGUUCCACUAUUUAAGGCUAAUCUCAUUCAACAUAAAAACAUUAUUAUAGACGCAAAAUCUGGUGUUAGUGGAGCAGGACGUGGUGCCAAGGAGGCAAAUUUGUACACUGAAAUAGCUGAAGGCUUAUAUUCUUAUGGCAUUACCCGUCAUCGCCAUGUACCGGAAAUUGAGCAGGGACUAUCUGGUGCUACCAAUUCAAAAGUAACCAUUAGUUUUACUCCGCAUCUAAUGCCAAUGAGCCGUGGUAUGCAAUCAACUAUUUAUGUGGAAAUGGCUCCAGGGGUUGAAAUCAAGGACUUGCAGCAACAGUUGAGGUUAUCCUAUGAGGAUGAAGAAUUUGUAGUUUUGUUGGAGGACGGUGUUGUUCCUCGCACGCAUAAUACUCGAGGGUCUAAUUAUUGUUUCAUCAAUGUCUUUCCUGAUCGAAUCCCAGGAAGAGCAAUAAUAAUUUCAGUUAUCGAUAAUCUUGUCAAGGGAGCUUCAGGUCAGGCUCUACAGAAUCUUAAUGUGAUGAUGGGAUUUCCCGAGAGCACAGGGCUUCUAUAUCAGCCAUUGUUUCCUUAAUGUGGUCAUCACACAAUGUAAUUAAGGUGGAAAGCAGCUAUUUGCAAGAGUUGCUUUGGCUAAUUGUAAGAGUUUGCUUAAACAACACAAUUUUAGAAUUAUCAUUUCCCUGUUCCAGUUAGAGAUUUUGUGUCGUUCUUAGAUGCUAGACUGAUGAUUUUAUGGUAUGAAUUAAAGUUGCACCCCGUGGAUUAGUAAUGAUGAGGAUCUCAACUUUCUGGGUUUGAAUAUUUUGCUUUCGAAAGUACAAUAUGUUAUCAGUGUAGUAUUCUUCAAUUUUACUUUU
Molecule: messenger RNA, 1561 nt
Organism: Fragaria vesca subsp. vesca
Lineage: Eukaryota; Viridiplantae; Streptophyta; Magnoliopsida; Rosales; Rosaceae
Product: probable N-acetyl-gamma-glutamyl-phosphate reductase, chloroplastic-like
Exons: 14
Coding region: 94-1275 (393 amino acids)
Biological process (GO): L-arginine biosynthetic process
Molecular function (GO): NADP+ binding; NAD binding; protein dimerization activity
Source: RefSeq, a predicted model, not a curated record